GCGUUCGUACCUGGGGCGGCGGCGAGGGCUUGACUGUCCCGAAGUCUCGUGAUGAAAAAUUUAGGCCACACCGGCUCGCUUGGUUGGUUGACUGGUCUAGUCGGCGAAUAAAACCUGGGGCGACUUGGCAAAACUGGGCAACAGGUGUGCACUGCACUCCUUUAGUAGGAGAUUUUUGUUUUCGACUUCUAUUUUGUGUUAUUUCUGUUUUCGUGAGGAGUUUGAUAAGUUUCGUCAGAGUGAAUUCCUAGGAUAAAGUUCGUACUUUUGGAUUAUUUCACACUUUUGAACCGAUGUUACGGCAUCAACGGACGGGAAAUAGAACAGGAUAUUGCAAGUGACACAUAACUAUGUCGUCGCGGAGGGAUAAUUCCGCUCUAGAACAGUGUGUGGCCAGAUUGAAAGAUGGACAGAGAAAGUUUCGCGACGGGGACUUCCCUCACAACCACAUCUCCCUGCAGCAGUCUCUGGAGGAACACAGCGGCGACGCCGAGAGGGUCCUGCAGGUCAGGGACAGGCUGGAGGAGGUCAAGAAGUCAAGGGACCUUCAUAUCCAGAGAAAGCGAUGCCUGGAGACGCUGCUGUACGUGUCCGAGAUCGAGAACGUGUUCCAGAAUGUGCAAACCGACGUGGAGGACCGUGCCUUGUACCUCAGCCAGCGGCCCAAAGUGUUCGAGAGCGUGUACAGAGGGGAGGACCUGGACAGCCAGUCACGCAUGCACAAGGACUGUGUCUAUGCGUUGCGGAACAGCUGGGUGUGGCUCAAGGAGCUGGUCUCCUGUCUGGACACACACACAGAGAACGCAGGGGGAUUCCAUCAGUUCCACCAUGAUGUGAAGCACCUGGAACAGGACAUGUUAAGUUACCUGCAGUGGCUGGACAGCCCGACGGUCACUGCACCGGUCAAGACCUCUGACCCCACUGUCAUGCUACAACACUUCAGGAUGCUGCUGAACCGUCUGUUAGACUACCAAGGGCGGGUGGAGCGGCUGACACAGCGUAGCAGGGAGGUGUACCCCAUCCACUACAGGAAGGAGCUGCCGGACUGGCCCGUCAAGGCCAAGGUUCUAGUCAACUAUGACCACAAAGAGGUAUCACUGAAGAGAGAUGAUAUGGUCACGAUCCUUGACAACUCUGACCCAGAACGGUGGAUGGUGAAAACAUCUGAUGGAGCUGAAUCUGAAGUGUCUGCUAUAGUGCUGGUGAUUCCCCCACCAGAUCCUUCGUGCUUCCAGGAGGUCAACAGGUUACGUGAACAGAUGUACGUCCAUAGUGAGACAUCAGCGAAGCGUUUGCGCUCUCAAAUUUUACAGUUUCUUCCCAUCAUGGUAGCCAACACACAACCGAAAGAGCUGAGUGGCUUAUCAUCAGAACAAAAGUCAGCUUACCUCACCUUGGCCAAUGAGGCCACACAACUUCUGCGUAGCUCCUCGCUGGACGACCCCGAGUACCAGAAGAUGAAGAACGAGAUGACCGCCUUUCGGAAGCUGGUCAGUCAGGUCAAGCCAGGUUCAAAAGAUCUGAAAAACCCUGCUGUACAGAGAUGGAACACAACUGGUACUUUGCUGAGACAAUACAAGGAGCUGUUGGCGUACGGUGACUACUUUUAUGAAGAAUCAGAACGAAAUCGAAAGGAGGAGAGUUUACUAGUCAGAGAUCUGACGUCCCCACCCACCUACACUUCCAACGCUUACUUCCAGAGAGUUAUCCCGACGGUGGAUGUGGAUCCUGUGACCAAGGAGACUCAGUGGACCUCCUUCAAGUCGGAGAUCUACAUCCACGAGCGACACAGGGACAAACAGUCUUCCGCCGAACUAAGACACAAACAGCGCAAGCAGAAGGGCUCAGCCCUUGCUGGGAACACACCCAUGGAUGAGGUGGACGGCAUCCGGGCAGCGUCAUAUCAACCCACCUCGUCAUCGGAAACCAGGAAGUUUGUCAUCUCCGGGAUCAUCGACCUCAAAAGCGGUCAGAAACUCAGCGUGUCCCAGGCCUUGUCAAGGGGCAUCAUCAACAAAGAGUUUGGAACUUAUAACAAUUUGGAGACAGGAGAAUCUAUCCCCAUAGCGGAGGCCAUCGCGCGAGGUCUCAUCACUGUAGAGUUUGCGGACGCCCUCUCCAACGGCAUGUUUCAGAAUGGUGGCGAGCAGGGAGACUUACUGCAGAACUCGCUAGAGACAAAGACUUAUGCUAUCUCUGGGGUCGUAGAUCCCAGGACAGGGGAGAUGAUCAGUGUGAAGGAGGCCAUCGCCUCGGGACUUCUGGAUCCGAGGACAGGAAAGUUCCGGAACCCUGUGACAGGUGAAGAGUUGUCUCUAAUGGAUGCUGUCAGAGCUGGCUAUCUCAUGGCUGACCCAUCACUUUUAGAAGACGAGGACGACAGGGACGGCCCCAUGUACCAGAGCUACACGUCCAUCGUCCUAGAGGAGGUCAAGUACAAGGUUGCCUCAGUAGUCGACCCCGUCACGGGGGAGGAGAUCUCCCUAAAGAGAGCCAUUCAAGAUGGCAUCGUUGACCCAAAACAAGGAACGUACAAGAACCCUCACACCGGUGAGGUCAUGCCCUUAGAGGAGGCUAUUAAGCGUGGGCUCAUCAAGUGUCGGCCGUUUGACCCGUCCAGGGACAGAGAUGACGACACUGUUCUCGCUUUCCAACAGCUGCAGGUGAAGAAACAAACGUUUAAGGCAGGCGAGCCAGGUUUGGUCAACGGGGAAGCGGCGAAGGCGGACCCUAACGAAGUUCUGCUUGACCGUCUCCGAGAUCAAGUGAACACGGCUAAAGUGAUGAUUGUUGACCCCAGAACUGGGAAGCCCAUCUCGCUCGAGGAUGCUGUUGAGCAGGGCUUGAUUGACUUGGCAAAGGGAACUUUUCAGACCCCUGAUGGUCAGACAGUGUCCCUUCUAGAGGCUUGUGCUCAGGGCUAUCUGGAGCCAUCGGUGCUGGAAACACUUAUGAAAGCCUACCAUGGCGCAAGUCUUGGAGACAUGAUCCGUACGGGUCAGUUUGACCCGGACACUGGACUGGUCACUGAUCUGACCACCGGUCAGACGCACACACUGCAGGCAGCGAUUGAGAACGGUACCCUUGACCCUGAGACGACCUUCUUUUUCGACGUUGCAACAGACAGGAUCACUAGCGUGGCUCAGGCCUUAGAGUCGGGCCGACUGGACAAAGCAUCUGGGAAGAUCGUCGAUGCAGGGUCAGGGCGAAAUCUCAGUGUCAGCGACGCUAUCAAACAAGGUCAAAUUCUUGCCGAGAUUUCCCCCGAGCAGCUGGCUGAAAAGGCUGAGAGUCUGUCUCUUCUGCGAGGCUGCAUGGACACGUCGAUAAAGGGCAUCAAGAUCCCCAACGUGAGCGAGCUGGCCUCGGUGGAGGAGGCUGUGACCUUGGGUGCUCUGAGUGUGCCCAAAGCAGCGUACGCCGACGAGAACACGGUGGGCACUGUGCCGCUCCAGCUGGCAGUACAGAUGGAGAAGGUGGAGCCUGCCGUGGCUGUGGCGCUCUUCUCUGCUUUCGACCAACAUUCCUUAGAGAAGGCCAUCCAGCAAGGCAAGUUUGACCCCGAGACAGGCAAAAUCAUCGACCCGGCCACGAGGAAAAAGUUUGCGCUGGACGAAGCUAAAGAGUGCGGAGGGUCCAACCCCGACUUUGUGUUCCUCGUGGAUCAAGAAAGCGGAAACGUCACCACGCUCGGUGCUCUGGUCGGGAACGGAAAACUAGACCCCAGUUCUGGACACUUUGUCAGUGAGACCACCGGUCAUCCUAUGACGGUCAGUGAAGCUAUCGCCCAGGGUCUUCUCGUCCCCUCCAUAGAGCCGGAGAAAUACGUGGACACCUCCUGCUCCCUCAAAGAUCUCAUCGACUCUGGGAAGGUGAACCCUCGCAGCACCGAGUUUGUCGCAGCGGGAGGUUUGCGAAUGUCGCUGCGUGACGGGCUGGCCAACGGUUUCCUCACCAUGAGCUCUAAGGUACAGCUGGACCCGGAGACAGGGGAGGUCAGCCUGGUGUCUGAUGAGGCUGUGGUACAGUCCCUCAUUGAGGUGAAAGAGAACUCUGACUGGCUGUCAGAUAUUGAGAGAGCUCUUUCAUCCCAAGGUCGGCCAAGUGAGAGGAUGGAGAAACUAAAGCGGCAAGCAGAAGACUGCCAGGGUCUGAAACAAGAGAUCAACAGGAAAGAGCCAGAGCUGAAGUCUGUGAUCAGCCAGGCAGAGCAGUUGGUACAGAACAACGUCAAGAGCCAGGAGCAAGGUCAGGUCAAAGACGAGACGUCUCAGCAGUUCCAGAAGCUCAAGUUCAGUGCCACGGACCUCAAAGUCCGCUUUGACAUGGUCAACUCAGAGUCCGACACACGUGUGAGCAAGUUGAGCAGAAUGGGAGACAACUUGGAGGAGAUUUACUACCACCUGGAGGAGCUAGACCAGUGGCUGGACGCUGCCAUAGAGAAGACUCAAGACAUGCAAGCUGACCGAGUGGACAUUGAGUCUCAGUAUGAGGCCUUCAAGGAGUUCUUGGAAGAUGUCAAGGAUAAAGAGGAAGACAUGACUGCCAUUACAAAAUCUGCUGACGCUUUCAAAGAUGAUGCUCAGACUUCACCAUGGCUGGCGAGCGUCUGGCGUCUGGCCUGUCUGACGCCGGUCUAGUGGAGGAUGCGGGAGACGUGCAGGCUAGCGUGGACUUGCAGAGAGAGCAGCACCGCACCCUGCUGGAGGAGAUCUCUGACCACGAGCAGCUGCUGGACGCCGCCGUGGCUGAACAGGAGAACGUCAUAGGUCGCCUGGAGGUCGUGGAGGGUGACCUGCGGUCAGCAGAGCAAGUCCUGGAGCAGGACAGGGACGUGAGCCUGGACAAGGAGCAGCUGGGCCAGCAGUUACAACAACAGAGACUUCUCAAUGCCACACUCAACAGCAGCCGCUCUCUCUUAGACAGGCUUAGUCAGGAGGUGGCUGGUAACCGUGAGGCAGAGGAAAAGAUCACUGCCCUGCAGAUCCAGGCUGAGCAUCUGGAGAAACUGGCCGACGAGCGCACGCAGGAGCUGGAGGAUGUCCUGGCCAACAUCGUGGAGUUUGAGACCAGGGCCGGGGAAAUGGACGGCUGGCUGGCGGACUCGAUCAAAACUCUUAAACCUAAAGGAGGCGCCCCGAAACCUACACGGGCUAAGGUUGACAGCCUCCAUGAGAACAAGAAAGAGAAGGAAGGAGAGAUGGAGGCUCUGCGGCAGAUGUGCUCGGACAUGGUGACCAGCACGGGUGUGCAGGACAGGUACGCCAUGAAGGAGACGAUGGCCGACGUGGAGGGCAAGUGGAACGACCUCACUGAGCUGCUGGUGCAACAGGUCUCUCUAGAGGCUCUGUCAGAAAUCGAUGGCAUGCUCAAGUACCUGGACAAAGCGGAGAACGAGAUCAACACGGCCGAGCCCAUCAGUGUGGAUCCAGAGACUCUGGGAGUGCAGCUCAGAGACCACAAGGGUUUUGACGAAGAUCUGAAGAACAAGCGUAACGCUGUGAAAGAAAUCAUCGACAAAUGUACUCGUAUGCUGCGCGAGACGACCAAUGCUCAGACGGACGAGAUCAAGUCCCGACUGGACAGCAUCAAGACUCAGGCAGACGUUGUGUGUCAGCUCAGUGCGGAGAGGCUGCAACAGCUGGAGGCAGCAUUGCCCCUAGCAACGCACUACGGGGAGAACCAGACAGAGGUGACCUCAUGGCUGGAGGAGAUGGAGGCAGAGUUAGGGGCCCAGGGGGAACCCGGACAGAACUUGGAGCAGGUUAAGAAACAGCAUGAUAACCUCAAGGCAACUCAACAAAUUAUCGAGGACCAUAAACUGUUCAUUGACGACCUCAACUCCACGGGAUUGGAGCUCAUGGACGUGUGUGCGGAGAGUGACGCAGUUGACAUCCAGAACCGCUUGCUGGACAUCAACAAGCGCUACGAGGGUCUUAAGUCACAGGCUCGCAACAAGGGCAGGGAUCUGAUGGAUUCCAAGAGAAAGUUUACACAAGAGGCUGGCGAGUCCCUGGAUCAACUGCUAGAGGACCUGGAUGGCUUACAGCGAGUGGUCACUAAUGCUGACCCUAUCCCUGCCUCCCCCGACAAGCUCAAGAAUGAGAUUGAUGAAAACAAGGCUGUGUUAGAGGACCUUGACAGACAGAAGGGAGCUGUAGCCAAGGCAGAUGAGAUAUUGAAGAAUCUGAAAGCCCAUGGUGUGGAGGACCCAGCAGAUGUUGAAGACAUCAAACAAAAAGUGGCUGAAAUAGGAGACAUGACCAAGAACAUCGGCAACUCUGCUCAGGCCCGUGACAAGUCCCUCAACGCGGCCCUCCGUCUGUCGGAGAAGUUCUACGACCUGUCAACGGAUGUCAUGUCAGGGCUGCGUGACCUCAAGGACAGUUUGUACAGCCAGGAGCCUCCAGGUGUUGACCCCGAGGCCAUCAAGGAACAGCAGGGAGAACUUGCCGGCCUAAAGAAAGAGCUGGAAAAAGCCCGUGAGUUGGUAGGAGACAGCAAAGGUUUGGGUGCAGAACUCUGCAACAUCUGUGGUGAGCCUGGAGCCAUCGAGGUCAGGAAACAGCUAGAAGAUCUGGGCCACAUGACUGAUGAUGUCAACGACACAAUCCGAGACCGCGGAGACGAACUGAGGAAAGCUUACCAGCAUGCCGAUCAGUUCAAGAAAUUACUCGAGAACUUCCUCAGCCUCCAAGAGUCUGUGAACUCAUGGCUGCCCAAAGCAGAGCAAAAAUUGGCUCAGAUGCGACCUGCUUCCGCUGACCCCAAGGCACUACAAGCCCAGAUGGAGGAGCUGAAGACGUUCAAGGCAGACGUCCACCCUCACAUCACGGAGAUGCAGCAGCUGAACCAGGAGAUGGCAGCCCUGAGAGACACGUCGCCCAUCGCCGCCGAGGGCCUGCACCGCUCUGUCAAACAGGCCAACGAGAAGUGGGCCGACCUGCUGAGGGGACUCACGGAGAGAGAGACCAAACUGACAGACACCCAGCUGAAGGUAGGGGAGGUCAGCCAAGCCAUGGAUGACAUGAUCAGCUCCCUCCACGUUGCCCAAGAGGAGCUGGAACAUUUUGAUGAGAUCAAGGGAGACCCAAAGUUCCUUGAGACACACAUGAGGAAACUACAGUUGUUGCAGUCUGACUUGCGGAACAAGGAGAAAGCGGCCCGCAAGCUCAACAAAGCCGUGGACGAGGUGGUGGCCCAGAGUGGCGUAGACCCAGCCCGGUCGCCGCUGUGUGACAAACAGAAGGAGAUGAACCAGAAGAUUCGGGGGACGCAGGCCACAGCUAGGGAGAAGGAGAACAAGCUGCAAGAAGCUAUGAGACAGGUGAAGAAGUUCUUGGGUGACAUGGACGACCAGCUGUCAGCUGUCAAUGACUUCCGUGCGGAGCUGAAAACUAACCAGCCUUUUGGUGCCCUGCCAGACACAUCGGAGAAACAAUAUGCAGAGUUUUUGAAAAAAUGUCAGGCUCUGGAUGGUCAAGAGAAACCCAUAGAGGCUUUGCUGACCGCCGGUCAAGAGUUGAUGGAGCAGUGCCGGCCUCAGGACGUGGGCCAGGUGGCCGAUCGUGUUCGCAGACUCAAGGAGAGGUGGGCAGAUACCAAGGACAGGGCCAGGAAGAGGAAGGAAAAAAUGGAAGAGCACUUGCGUAAUGUGGAGCAAUUCCACGAGACCCUGAAGACCUUCACCGAUUGGCUGAACUGUGCUGAGGUCAACAUGAGGAGCUACAAGUACCCCAGCAAACUAGUAGACACAGUCACCAAGCAGAUACAGGAACAUGAGGUCAUGAGGGCUGACUUGGAGUCUCAGGCUGAGAAGAUGAGCGUGCUGGAGCGGACGGGCACAUUCCUUAAAUACUUUGGCCGCAAACAGGACACGACCUACGUGAAGAACUUGCUGGUGGGCAUGAGGCUGCGCUGGAAGAAGUUACUGAGACGAGCUGACGAAAGGGGCAGGCUACUGCAACAGGCCUACAGGGAAGACAAGAGGUUUGACGAGUCAUGGCGUGGUCUGUGUGACUGGCUGGACGACAGCAUGAAGACCCUGAACAAGUUCCUCAGCCCAGGCUCCCAGCCGGCGGCCAUGAAGCAGGACAUCGAUGAGCUCAAGAAAAUUGAACUAAUCCGGCCAAAACAAGCUGGACGAGGCGCUGCUGACGAGUGGCCGGGUGUCGGACGCCCUGGUCAGUCUGCUGGAAUGGCUGCACAAGGCGGAGGCGGCGCUGGACCAGGAGGCGCCCGUCAUGGGAGACCUGGACACUGUGCACAUGCUGAUUGAGCAACACAGGAACAUCCAACAGGAGCUGGCGGCAAGGGAGGCCACUGUACUGACCAUGAAGGCGCCCGGGAACCUGCCGCCGUCCCAGAGCGAGGAGUUGUCGGCCCUGUGGGACCGGGUCAACCACCUCUGCGACGUCCGAGAGUCCAAACUCAAAGAGGCUCUCAAGCUAGCUGAAGAGUUCCAGGACGUGGUGACUGUCAUGAGAGAGUUCCUGCCCCAGGCUGAGGCACAGCUCAAGUUCCGUGCCCUGCCAGAGGAUGAGAUGGUCAUCCUGCAGCUCAUUGAGAAACACGAGAAAUUUCAAGAGGAGCUGCGUAACCACCAGGGAAGUGUGGACAAGAUCAAAGGCCUGGCGGAGGAGAUCCUCCUGAGCUGUCAUCCCAACGCUGUGCGCUUUGUCAAGUACUACCUCACCAUCACACAGACGCGCUGGGACCAGUUGUUACAACGAGCCGGGAACCGCGGCCAGCGUCUCCAGGAAGCUCUACGUAACAUCCAGGGCAACGCAGCUCUGCUGGAGGAGCUCCUGGCCUGGCUCACGGACGCCCAGGCUCUGCUGGCCACCAAGGAGAGAGACCCCGUGCCCGACGACCUCAAAGUGGUGGAGACGCUGCUCAAGGAACAUCUGGAGUUCCAUGAGGAAGUGACGAGUAAGAACAACGAUGCCGAGCGCCUCUCCAAACUGGUCACUUCAGAGUCCAAGAUGGCUGCCCAAGGCAAAGGUUUUGGCAGCAACAUGAAGCUGAAUGAGUUUGAUGGCUACAACCCACGAGUGAUCGCCCUGCAGAACAAGUGGCGCACUGUGUGGCGUAUGUCGGUCGACAGGAAGAAACAGCUGCAGGACGCUCACGACACCUUGUUGGAGCUUGAAAGUUUCAAGAACUUUGACUUUGACCUGUGGCGGCAGAGGUAUCUGAACUGGAUCCAGGCCAAAAAAUUCAGAAUCACAGACUUCUUCCGCAGACAAGACAAAGACAGCGACGGAUUUUUGAACAGAGAGGAGUUUGUCAGUGGCAUGCUCAAGUCCAAAUUCCCAACAAAUAGGACAGAACUGAAUGCUGUGUUUGACAUCUUUGACGGAAACAACCGGGGGCUUAUCGAGUAUAAAAAUUUUGUAGAUGCCCUCAAGACUGACAGGAAAAAUAGAGCCAAGAACAAUAACCGCAAGUCAAAAUCUGACAUGGAGUUGAUCCAUGAGGAGAUCGAGAAGGAGCUGUCCUCGUGUGCCUGCAGAAGUCCCUUCAGAGCUGAGUGGCUGGAUGAAGGAAAAUACAGGUUUGGAGAGAAGCAGAAGACAUGCCUGGUUCGCUUCCUCAACCACACAGUCAUGGUGCGGGUGGGCGGCGGCUGGGUCACACUGGAGGAGUUUGUGGAGCAGAACGACCCUUGCAAAGCUAAAGGCCGCACUAACUUCGACCUCCGCGACAACUUAGCUCUCCCAGAUGGCUCCCACCACGGGCAGGGCCUGUACGGAGGCCGCCGCAACAGCUCGGGCCGGACAUCCCCCUUCCCAACAGGCGUCCGGCGGCGACAGAACGACACAGGCUACGCCUCCUCCAACUCAUCAGGCAGUAACGACUCUUCCCUUCGCCGGAGUCGAAUCACCUCCUCCAUGGUCAAUCUGGCAAGUCCUGCUGGGGGGAAUCCGGGCUAUUCAAACCCAGGCCUGGCUCGUAGCUCAGACGCUUUUGGAUCUACAGGGAACCUGAACCGCAGCAAACGCCUGAGCACAUCUUCCUCCAACAUCUCUGGCCGUAAGACGCCCACAUCAAACUCAUCGGCAGCCAACAGAAGAUCACUGAUAUUCACCCCGCGGUCCACCACCCCGACUGUGGCGUUUGGCUCCUCGGUACGGUCGCGGCCCACUACGCCAACCUUCUCCCCGCACUCAUCAUCAACCCCUCAGAGGCCGGGCAGUGCCACCCCGACCAAAGGACUCGGUUCAUCAUCUGUAGGCCCCACCAGGCAACGACGCUUACCCAGCACCCCACGCACCCCCACCUCCUCAUCUUCACAAGGCUUCAGAUAGUGCUGAGUGCUAGUCUCUUUUUGUGAUACCAAGUGUCUUAUGCCUGAAACUAGCUAGGGAAAAAGUUCAGCUUAACAAUCCAAUUCUGCUCUUAAAGUGAAGUCUUCUUUUUUUAAAAUUACCCUCUGAUUUUUUAGGAGAAGUGUAGUAAUAAAGUAUUUGAACGAGGUAUUUGCAGUGGAAUUUUAUAGACUAAUUAUUUCAAUAAAGUAAAGCCAUUUUCCUACUAAAUUUUACCUGACGUCGGACGAGUUCAUUGACGUAAUGUGUACACCUUAUGCUCUUGUCCUCAUCUUCUUGACAAUUUCAGAGUUUUAGCUGAAAAUAACAUAACUUUUGAAGUUGAAUGAUACGGACGAAAUGUCUGCACCAUAUGCAAGGCUCCUAUGAAGCCAGAGGAACCGAUAACAGGUUGUGCUUGUUUUUACUGUUUACAAAAAGUUGUGACCGGUAUACAGAUGUUUGAAAAAUUGACUAUGCAUUUAAUUUUAUGUCAACCAUUCCUAUGUUUGUUUUGUACCGUAAGCUUGAUUCUUUUUUUCCAACCUUUGUUGUAAUGUUGUGAGCUCAUGCUCCCACCACUGUUGAUGUGUUGACUGUGUCUAGAGACAGCCUCGGUGGUGUGUGCGUGCCUGAGACAUUCCGCUAGAGCAUUUUACCAUAUUUUGUUGUUUUGAUGGAUCAAAACUUUUAUCGUGUACAGCUAAGAUUCUUAACUUUGCUUUAGUGAUGAAAAACUGCUUUUGAGAUUGAAUUGUGUCAAAAGCAAAGUUAUGUCUCUUGAGUAAUGCUAUGCAUUUCAUAACUUCUUUUCUUGUGACUGGAUCAGAGAAUGAGAAAGUCAUACUCACAUCCUUGAAAGCUUAUGCUCAUGAAUGGACAAAAAGAGCGGUUGAGGGAGGUUUUGAUGACUUAUAUAUCGGAGAAGGAAGAUUUACUCAUGCAGGGCAUGUUCGUCUUUGAAAAAUUAUUUGCAGAUAUUCCUAGUUACUCCUGCUCUUGUAAAGAAUAUUAUUAGUUUAACGAAUUUAUAGUUAUCUGAAAGAAAAUGGUUGUGAAAAAACUUGUUUAAACAUUCCUGUUUGUGUCAACAGACAAAACCGCAUAUCAGCAGAUGCAAAUGUUAAUCUUAUAAUGUCUGCCAUGGUUUUUUAAGAUGUAUUUUAUUUAUCGUAAAACCAGGGGAUGGGGGUGGGGGGGAAUAUGUAAGUUAAUGUUCUUCUUAUCAGAUCUGAAUUUUUAAUUUACCGGAGUCAUUGGUUUGGCCUGGUUAGGCUAUAGGUUGUGAGAUCAUAAAAUUUGUUUUGCCAGUUAAGCUGCUAAAGCUGAUUCUUUGGGACACCUGUAAAUUCAGAUGGCCUGAGAUAAACCAAGUCUCUACUGUUAUCUUUGAGGUUUUAAGGUGCACUGGGCACAGCUUACUUCCUACAUUUAUAGCAGGGUAAAAUGUGAUCUGAAUAGCAGUUGGAAAAAUUGUAAGAUACUUAUUGUUACUAACAUGUUGCCUUAGAAUGGAUAUUUAAGGUCUUAUGAAAGGCAAGGACUUUCAUUAUCUGAAAGCUGUCUUGCUGAAAAUAUGAAAGACAAGGACGUUAUACAGUUUUCGCAAAAAGUGAACAUUUUAACAUUGUUCUCUGCAUUGACUUCUACUGUUGUCUUAUUGAGUGUAUUUUAAUACCUUCAUGUUACCAAUAUUGUUUGGUGCAGAUAUUUUAUGAUGCUUCUCGUAUUAUAUGGUUAACCUCACCAACCUAAAAUGAUUCUGAGGACAAUUUUUACAGCAUACUUUUAUAUAAUAUUUAUUAUGUCUUAUCUGCUUUGGCUCAUGAACUUUUCCAGCGAUGUGUGAAAAUAGUGGUUGAUAAAAAUCUUAGGUGGUCUAUCUAUCUGAACAAAGUGUUCUCUCUCCCUCUCCCCCACCCCACCCCCACACAGUAUAUUUAAAGCUAGAAAAAGAACUAUGUAUACCAUGCAUUAUUCCGAGGUCCCUUUGUCCACCACAUAAUAAUACUGCUUUGGUUCUAUACUGUGUAGAGCAAAAGGGUAGCCAGGCUUGUGUAUCGCCAGCUGUCUCAGAUAGUCACUUCCAUUCCAUGUUUUUAUACAGCGUUCCAUGCGUACCUUGUGGACCGAACAUUAUCUGGGGGUAAGGUUGUCACCGCACCAUGUACUGAACCUCAUCAAACUCGGACAUAUUAUUGCAUUUUCAUUGUAGCUGCUUGACUGAGCUGAGAGAUUGUGUGCAAAUAUUUCUGUUUGUAUCGACAGACGAAGGGGUCUGGACGAAACAGGGAGAAUGUGAACGUCUUUGUUGUAUUGUGUGUAUCUGGAAGUGUGUAUGUGUGAGAUGGACAGACCUGUGACUAUGAGGGUGGCUAGGUGCGUCAUGACAAAGAAGUGUCUCAAACUAGAGAAAGGCAUACAUGGGGGAAAUGGGGCUGGCUCUUACUUGUUGUAUUUACAAUACAUUACAGAGAAUAUAUGUAGAGCUUGUGCAUGCCGCUGUUUUGUAGGUCUGUGUUAGUAGCGCUAUGUGAGGACACCAUUUCCAUAUUGUUUGUUUUUAGUGAGAGAGGUAACAUAUUAUAUGUACAAAGUCAAAGUUUCAGAUCAUGAUAGUUUUGUCAUUUGCAAGUGGUCCCAGUGUUUCCUUUCUUGUGCCUCUUCUGUCUGACGUUGACUUUGAAUCAGUAGGAGGAGUAGAUAGUGAUUUGUAGCUUUGUGAUUUGCACAGUGUUGGAAAUGCAAGCAAGUCUAGUUGCUCAAUAGCGUAAAAACUGAAUCGACUUUUACCUUGGAAAAUUGAAGUUGAUGAAUAAAUUUUUUUACAAGUACCACAUGAUGUGCAUUAUUUUAUGUUCUUGUAGCAUCAGAUGUAGCAGGCUGAGGUGCUCCAGUUAGAUUAGCUAUUGCCUUGAUGAAACCAUAUUGAAAGUAAAAGUCACAGCAGAUUUAAGAGUGGUGUGUACAGGCAUUCUCUAUCAUUUUUCCCAUACACCCAUCAUGCACAAAGGUGUUGCCAUCCCUCAUGACGGUGUAGCCUUGCGAUGCUGGGACAGUGUGUGUCUUACUAGUUGCCUUUUGAUCUCAUGGUAAUAUAUGAUGUUGGAGUUGUUACAUAUGAUCGUUGUCAUGGUCAGACCUAUGUCCAUAUCUUCACUUCUAUUGCAGUAAAGGUAAGAAACUUCAAAUAUUGAUGCUUCUGCGCAAGUGUAAAUCAGGGUCAAAGGAUUUUAAGCUCAUCUUUUAUUUGCAACAGUUACGAAUGUUAUGGCAAUGGUAGCCUACUAUAUACGAUACGUAGGACUUGUAAGUCUGGACGUGACAACUAAGAUUAUGCUGUUGUUUGAGUUGAGAUGGUGUGUGAUGGCAUUAUCUGCACAGCUAUUGUGGCUGUUCUGGGAACUUGCUGAUGAUGGAGAGAUGUGAGAAGUAUUGUAAUGUAUAAUAAUUGUUGGAGGUUGCCCAGAGUUUUUUUGUGUGCCUCACUUUGCCUUCUAUUCCAAAUUCUGUCUCUGUGUUGAAGGACAAACAUUCCAGACACUUGCAAAAUGUGUCACUGAAUUUCUUCAUUACCAUUCCAGAUUUUGAAACUAUAUUUUUCGUUCAUCUCUUCACUUUGUAAGUAAUGUAAGUGAUCCUAUCUAUAAGUAGACAAUGUGGAUAUAUCUUGCAUCUGCCCAUAACAUUAAGCCAGUUGAAUCUACCACUUUAUUCGUAAAGUAUUUAUCUAUUUGGUUCUUAACAAAUAACAAAAGUAAGUUUUUCCCUUCUAUAAUUACUUUCAACUUUCAAAUUGACUGAAAAUUCGCUCUUAACCUGGUUUUCAAGAAUAUGAAGUUUUGAACCUUUGAAAUUUAGUAAUUUCUUCUCAAAAGUCUAUUACUAUUUUAUCACUUACUUUUAACAUGUAAGAGGCUGGCAAAAAAAAAAUACAGUACUUAUGAAUGAGAUGAAACAUUACACUCUUACAUUACUUACAAAGACGAGAUAUAUCCCUUCAGAGUUGUGGUUCAAAUAUAACCAUAUUAAUAUUACCAUGUCCAACCUCAGACUCGGAGGCAGUGCUCAGGAACAAAUGUUUCAAAGCACAAUUAGUAUUAGUAUUCCAAGUGUUCUGCUGUUACUAUAACAACAUCGACGAGAAGUAGUCUAUGCUGUUGUCUGAGAACUGAUUCUAUGAUAAUAUCAUUAUAGGUGGCAUGGCUUUUUGUUGUUUCUUUUUUCUUUUUCUUAUACUCAAGUGAAUUAGCUGGGAUGAGAAUGAUAGUGGAGCAGGGAAUGGGUUCAGCUUGAGAUGAGAUUGUGUGACUGUUGUGAUGAGUCCGAUGUCAUGAAUGGAAUGAGAGGAGAAAGGCUUAUAAAUGCCUGUAGCAAAUUUGUAAAACACUAUUAAUUAUACUAUUGUACACUUAUACCAUCAUGAUAUACCAUGCCUUAUGUAAAGACAAGACUUUAUAUCAGCCAUUAAAAAAUUCUUGAACAAAU
Molecule: messenger RNA, 14798 nt
Organism: Aplysia californica (California sea hare)
Lineage: Eukaryota; Metazoa; Mollusca; Gastropoda; Aplysiida; Aplysiidae
Product: microtubule-actin cross-linking factor 1
Biological process (GO): intermediate filament cytoskeleton organization; wound healing
Cellular component (GO): membrane; cytoplasm; intermediate filament
Molecular function (GO): calcium ion binding; microtubule binding; structural molecule activity
Source: RefSeq, a predicted model, not a curated record